Cannabis sativa is the source of this 875-nucleotide messenger RNA. RefSeq lists its product as uncharacterized. The transcript has 4 exons. NCBI's taxonomy places the organism in Eukaryota, Viridiplantae, Streptophyta, Magnoliopsida, Rosales, Cannabaceae. The record is from RefSeq and is a predicted model, not a curated record. Gene Ontology annotation, biological process: post-translational protein targeting to membrane, translocation; SRP-dependent cotranslational protein targeting to membrane, translocation. The coding region runs from base 155 to 613 and encodes 152 amino acids. Gene Ontology annotation, cellular component: membrane; Sec61 translocon complex. Gene Ontology annotation, molecular function: signal sequence receptor activity; ribosome binding; transmembrane protein transporter activity.
UAUAUAAAAAAGGAAUGAAAAACUAAAUAAAAACACUCUCUCUCUAGGUUUUCUCGCUUGACCCUCUCUCUCUCAAAUCUCUGCAGCUGCAGGCGUCAACGGUGCCACCGCUUCCUCGGCUCCGAUCAUCCUCCUCCUCACGCAACUGACCAAUAUGUGGAGAUACAGUAGAAACUUUGUUGUAGAUCUUUUGAGAAAAUGGAUGAACAAGUCUGAGUAUGUACCUUUAGGGGGUAUCGCUUAUUAUGUUUCUGCCCCUUCAAGCUCGGAAGAUAUGGCAGCCAAUCCUUUCCAUUCAUUGUUUUUUGUUGUAUUUAUGUUAUCUGCUUGUGCACUUUUCUCAAAGUAUGUGGCUGCACUGCCUCCUUCAACAUCUUCUCCCAGAAGAUGUUGCCAAGAAGCCAGCUUAAGGGUUCCCUUCCUCCACACUACAUCAUUUGUUUUAGGGUUCCGCCCUUUUGGACCAUUCGAUCAUUCCUUCAAGAAUGUGCUGAAAUCGAAGAAUACCAUCCUGAAGGCAUGCCCGUUUGGUGUACGCUUCUUGUUCUUGAAAUCAGAAGCCUCAUUGUCCCUGUAUACACCAUUGAAGAAGACGUCAAACCCUCUUUACUAACAUAUUCGGUUUUUCUGUUAUUUUGAAGAUUUAGUGUACUGAUUUUGUUGGUUUGUUUAUUCAGCUCAUUUGUUUCUUAUCUCAUCCUUUGAGAAUUUAGAUACUAUUCAUUAUUUUAAACCCAAAACUAUGAUCAUUUGUGUAUUGUUAUUUGGAAUUUGACAAAGUCAAAUUUUAGAGUGGUGUUUCUGCAAUUGUAGACGUCAAUGGGGGCUUCUUGGCCACCUCAUGAUGAUAUUAUUUUUUAUAUGUUUCUCAUGGC